Messenger RNA from Culex pipiens pallens (northern house mosquito), 1909 nucleotides. It is a transcript of the gene Tmhs, whose product is annotated as LHFPL tetraspan subfamily member 3 protein. Gene Ontology annotation, biological process: sensory perception of sound. Lineage: Eukaryota; Metazoa; Arthropoda; Insecta; Diptera; Culicidae. The record is from RefSeq and is a predicted model, not a curated record. Bases 455 to 1303 code for a protein of 282 amino acids. Gene Ontology annotation, cellular component: plasma membrane. The transcript is spliced from 7 exons.
UUAAGCUCCGCGAUCCGGCCAGUUUGGAGUCGAAGCUGAAGCGAGUUGGACGUAUUUUUCGCGCUGGUCAUUCCACUUACAACUCAGUCUUUUUUUUUUAAUAUUAUUUCUUCUCGUCGUCGUCGUGUACGCGUCUGUAUUCUGCUUUUGAUCGCCUGUGUGAGUGAGUGUUGGCCGAAUGGUGCUUUUGUAGAGAAGCUUUUAUUUGCCGUUCCUUUCGAUUGAUUCGAGAAGAAGUGCGGCUUGGUUUGGGGUGAAGUUAUUUCGUGAAUUCCAACCAGGCUCGACUGCUGAAGAAUCUAAGCCAAGUUUGUGUCCGUUUCCAUCGAUGGUGUGGUGCAGUGAAUUGUGAAAUAAUUAAAACAAACAAACCCGGCUUGUGUGACUGUGUGUAAAGUGUGCAGUUCAGCGAGGUGCAUCUAUUGCAUCAUCAUCAUCGGUAGCAGCAGCAGCCAUGGGAACGAAGAUAGAGUAUGUCGACUCGAGUCACAUGUACGCGACCAACUAUAUCAGAAACUCGAAGGCAAUCGCGGUGCUUUGGGCAAUCUUCAGCAUUUGCUACGCGAUCAUCAGUGUUGUGGCGUUUGUCACGCCCGAAUGGGUCGGCGACUCGGACUCGGACACCGGCGGCCGGCUCGGACUUUGGCAAAUCUGCCAGAAAGAUGACCUGAACGACAGCUGUACCGGCAAGCUGGAGGAUCUGCUGCUGAUGCAUUCGAUCGCGUUUCAGGUGGCCACGGUGUUCUGCGGUUUGGCCGUCGCAACGGCGGUCCUAGCGAUCUGCUGUCUGCUGCUGAUGGUGUUUAUGAAAUCGACCACCGUCUUUCACAUCUGCGGUUGGAUGCAAAUGCUUUCCGCGCUCUGCAUGGUAAUCGCCUGCGUUUCCUUCCCCUUCGGUUGGAACUCUGACGAAUUCCGGAAGGUUUGCGGCCCAGAGUCGAACCGCUUUGAGGUGGGUCUGUGCGGACUGCGCUGGGCGUAUCCCCUGGCGAUAAUUGCUUGCAUCGAUGGGUUCAUCCUGGCGACGUUAUCGUUCAUCCUCGCCACGCGACACGUCCGGCUUCAACCGGAGCCACAGUACCAGAGCAGUAUGUACAAAGGUGAAAUUAACAACGCCUACGUGACGGACGCCGUUAGCAUCGCCGGAUCGCGCAAAUCGUUGAACCUGCAGCCGGUUCUGCUGGUGGCGCCCCCUCACCACCACAUGAUGACCGGAAACGACACCCUGUCGAGCCGGACUGCCAGCCGGUACGGACCACCUCGGCCCGACUUUCACAGCUCGCUCCACCAAUUCCAGCUGUAACCAACCACAACUAAGUUGGUGACACAUCCUUGCCUCCAUCCAAAAAAAAUACAAAAAUAACAAAAUCUGAGUUGUGAAAGUAACCCUCCGUUGCGGCGCAAUUUGCCACCGUUCCAAAAAAAAACGUGAUUCCUCUUUAAUUUUGCUCAAUGCUCGCAAUACCUUGCUGCCGUAACGGAGCGUAACUUUCAUAACGACCCAAAUCGUAACGCGCAAAGCAAAGGCACAAACCAUUUCCCGAGAUGCGCUGCUCGAAACGCCGCGUAACGUGAGCCUGAAUGAUUGCGUGCAAGUUGGCGUUACGGCCGAUGGCACAGUUGGAUCGAAUGCGGUGGAAAUAGAACACAUUUUUGCAUUUUAAUUUAUUUUGCCUCGAUUCAUGUGCAUGUGCUUGCCACCCCCCUCCGAAGAAAUCUUUUUGCAAUUUUAUUAACGUCAAAGUAAAAUUUUACAUGCACAUCCAAACGAACGAAAGUUUGCACAAACGGCAAACUGAACUGCAAAGUAUUUCUACUUUUAUUUUAUCACUUAACUUGUUAUAUCUAGCAUUUUAUUUUAGGGUAGGAAUUUUAGCGAAAAAUAUACGAAAUAAAUUACAAAUCGAAA